This is a messenger RNA of Candidula unifasciata, 1951 nucleotides long. Lineage: Eukaryota; Metazoa; Mollusca; Gastropoda; Stylommatophora; Geomitridae. The record is from the annotation of a GenBank genome assembly.
GUACAGCCUGGAGGACAAGUCCCCUUACUCUAGACCACUCAAACACAAGAGUGCAGGUCCGAACCAGAGCGGGAGAGCUGCAGGGAAAGAGCUCAGGCUGGAAGAUUGGGAUGAUGAGCUGGUCAACAGCAGAGGGGCAUGCCAACCAGCCAGUGAUAAGAUCGCUGACAUGAAUCUCACUCCACAGCAAAUGAGGCUGAGAUACCAAGACUACAGUGGCUCAACUGUCAAGGUUCUGUCUGUGAUGGAUCUGAUGAAGAUCAACUAUGACCUCAUCAUACACUUGCUGGAGUGGAUUGUGCUGGGGGACCACGAGCUUGCACAGGAAGGUGCUAUACUUGUCUUCCUACCAGGGUUUGCAGAAAUUCAGACCCUGUAUGACAUGCUGUUGUCCACAUCUGAAUUUGGUAUCCGAAACAAAGGGAGGUACAAGAUAAUACCACUUCAUUCUACCCUGUCUUCGGAGGAUCAGAAUGCAGUCUUUAUGAAAGCAAGAGAGGACAUUGUGAAGAUUGUGAUCGCCACCAACAUCGCUGAGACCUCCAUCACCAUCGACGACAUUGUGUAUGUGAUCGAUGCUGGCAGGAUGAAGGAGAAGCGCUAUGACCAGGCCAAGAGCAUGGAGAGCCUGGAGACUGUCUGGGUGUCCAAGGCUAAUGCUGUACAGAGGAAAGGUCGAGCUGGAAGAGUACGGGAAGGAUUCUGUUUCCAUCUGUUCACCUCCCAUCAUUUCAACUUUCACCUGAGGGAUCAACCGAUACCAGAAAUCCAGCGAGCUUGCUUGGAACAGCUAGUACUGAAGAUCAAGAUGUUGCCGUUGUUCAAGGAGCAGCAAGUGGAGGCUGUCUUAGAAAAACUCAUAGAGCCACCUUCAGCUGAGGCCAUAAAUGGAGCAGUCAGACGUCUGUCCGACCUCGGAGCCCUGGAUGCUAGUGUGGAGUUGACCCCACUGGGUUAUUAUGUAGGGUCAUUGCCGGUGGAUGUCAGGAUAGGCAAGCUGAUGUUGUUUGGUGCCAUCUUCCGCUGCCUGGACCCCACCCUAACGAUAGCAGCCACCCUCAGCUUCAAGAGCCCGUUUGUAACUCCGUUUGGCUUGAAGCAUGAAGCUGAUGACAAGAGGAAAGAGUUUGCAAUGGGCAACUCUGAUUACUUGACCGUGCUGAAUGCGUACAAGGGUUGGUGUAAGGUCAAGGACAGGGGAGCACACCAGGCUUAUGUCUACUGCCAGGAGAACUUCCUCUCAGUAAAAACGUUGCAGAUGCUGGCCAGCCUGAAGCAGCAGUAUGUAGAACUGUUGUCUGACAUUGGUUUCAUCCAGUCUGGGAUCCAACAGAAGGAUUUGGAAAGGGCAGCUAGAGGGGGAUCAGAUGGUGUGGCUAAUGCAACUGGUAUAGAGGCAAAUGUGAACUCCAACAACUGGAAGCUGGUGUCUGCCAUGCUGGUGGCAGCCCUGUACCCUAAUGUAGUCCAGGUUCUCACCCCAGACACAAGGUACCAUGCCAGCAGCUCAGGGGCAGUUGUCAGAGCACCUAAUGCGGAGGAACUCAAGUUCAAAACCAAACAAGAUGGUUAUGUGAGCAUACACCCAUCUUCAGUGAACUUCCAGGUGCGACAUUACCCCAGUCCCUACCUGGUCUACCAUGAGAAGAUCAAGACAACCAAGGUUUAUAUCCGUGACUGCUCUAUGGUUUCUGUGUAUCCAUUGCUGUUGUUUGCUGGAGGCAGUAUAUCCAUGGAUCUCUACCAUGGAAACUUCAUUUUAUCUGUGGAUGAUGGGUGGAUACAAUUUAUGGCUGCCUCACCACAGGUUGCUGAACUGAUCAAGGAGCUGAGAUCUGAGCUGGACCAACUAUUGUCUGAUAAGAUGUAUCAGCCAGACAUGGAUCUUCUGACCUGCCCUAGAGGCAGCAAAAUUAUCAACUGUAUAGUCAGUCUCAUCUCCAGCCAGUGA